Aureobasidium namibiae CBS 147.97 is the source of this 756-nucleotide messenger RNA. RefSeq lists its product as uncharacterized. The record is from RefSeq and is a predicted model, not a curated record. NCBI's taxonomy places the organism in Eukaryota, Fungi, Ascomycota, Dothideomycetes, Dothideales, Saccotheciaceae. The transcript has 2 exons. Bases 1 to 756 code for a protein of 251 amino acids.
AUGGUCGUGCACACAUCACCGAAGAGAUUCAAGAACGAAUUACCUGUUACAAAUGGCGAGAGUAUCAAGGUGAAGGCUUUGGUAGAGAGCGAAGAUGAGAAGAGCGAGGAUGGAAAUCAACUGGGCAACAGUGUAAUCAAGUCGAGAAUAAAGAAGAUUGUCAAGGCAUACCACUCUGUCAUACAGCUCGCCACCGACGGGCAGCCUCGGCCUGCUCUAGGUGAGCAAUCUGACGCCGACGACGGAGGCCCUCCCUCUACGUCCGGUCGGCACUCUCAAUCUCCAUCUCGCCAGCGGUCUGCCUCAGCAUCCCAGUCUCGCCAAUGCACGAGGAUUGUGCAAUAUCAGAUGCUCAGUCGGUUCUGCCAUUCUUGUCAAACGGAGUGUCAUGAUCUCUCUGAGAUGCACAUUCACGCGAGGCUUCACGCAGACGAGCUAUCAAUGGAUUCAUUUCGAGCACCAGCAGAUAACGAGGAGGCGGACGUCCUUCGCUAUCGCUUUCUUGGUGGAUAUAUUCCUCGCGAGAAAAGCUUCGAGAGAAAGUGCAAGACGGCUGCGGAUUUGCUUCAGCCAUGGCAGCGCUUUAUCAGGGGGAUUGACUGGCCAACUCACUACAACAACCGUCUAUCGUCUGCUGAGUUCUCCUUCUCUCGUGAUCGCACCGACCACCAAGCUUCUGUUCUUUACCGCUUGGUGGAGGGCGAGGAGCUGAGGAGUGCACUCUCUGAGAUGCGCAAAAGGGAUGCUGCUGGCUAG